Symbiodinium necroappetens is the source of this 474-nucleotide messenger RNA. NCBI's taxonomy places the organism in Eukaryota, Dinophyceae, Suessiales, Symbiodiniaceae. The record is from the annotation of a GenBank genome assembly.
GCAGGCAAAGUGAUGGAUUCCUUGACCAAGCCACGGAGAUUCAAGGAGGCGGACAUUCUGGAGGAGCGCAAAAACAAGUGCGAAGCCGCCUUCCUUCUAGCGGACAGAAAGAAGCUUGCAUUGCUGGAGAAAUCCAAGUUCAAGCAGUACCUGCUCGUCUUGAAGGACGAAACGAAGCUGUUCCCCCUCACGCUUCAGAUCCAGUGCACGCAGCGCAUGCUGGCAGACUUGCUGUCGGAGGUUUGCAGCAUGGAAGACACGGCUCAGGCUGUGGCGCAGAUGGAGCAGUGGACCCAGCUUCUUUUCCCAUGGACGCUCCCCAGUGUCGGAGCAGUGGAUCUGUUGGAUGCUCGCAAACCGUCUUUCACCCCGAUCCUCCAGUGCAUGUUGCGGGAAGACAGCCUGAAUGAUGAUGAUGAUGAUGGCGAGAACUCCCAAGGCGAGAACACUUUGGAGGCACUGCUGCGUGAACAG